UUUUAGGGAACUGAUAUUUCAAACAUUCAUGGCUACAGUUGGCAAGACUAUAAAGUGUAGGGCGGCAGUUGCUUGGGAACCCAACAAACCACUGAAAAUUGAAGAGAUUGAAGUUGCACCGCCAAGAGAAUAUGAAGUACGAAUAGAGGUUUUGUACACCGCGAUAUGUCAUACUGAUGCUUACACAUUGGAUGGUGAUGAUCCGGAAGGAAUAUUCCCCUGUAUUCUUGGGCAUGAGGGUGCUGGUAUAGUGGAAAGUGUCGGCAGUGGUGUAACAUGUGUGAAGCCCGGGGACCAUGUUAUUCCUUUAUACACGGCACAGUGUAAGGAGUGUAAAUUCUGCCUUAAUCCGAAAACAAACUUGUGUCAACGUGUUCGGGUAACACAAGGGCAGGGUUUAAUGCCGGAUAGAACCACUCGCUUUUCGCAGCGUGGCAAUACAAUAUAUCACUUUAUGGGAUGCAGUACUUUCAGUGAGUAUACUGUUGUGUCGCAGUAUUCUCUCUCUAAGGUACCAUGCAAUGCACCAUUGGACAAGCUUUGUUUGCUUGGCUGUGGUGUUUCAACUGGUUAUGGAGCAGUGGUAAACAAUUGCAAAGUUGAACCGGGCUGCACCAUUGCAGUUUGGGGGCUUGGUACUGUUGGAUUGGCCGUCAUUAUGGGAGCCCGAAUUGCUGGCGCCAGGUUGAUCGUGGGGAUUGACAAAAAUACAAAGAAGUUUGAGAAAGCUAUUGAAUUUGGCGCAGAUGAAUGCAUUAAUCCAGAUGAUAUACCAAAGGAUCAGCCGUUGCAAACAUUCCUCGUAGACAAAUAUGAUGGUGGCUUCGAUUAUACCUUUGAAUGCAUUGGACUUGUUGAAACAAUGCGUCAAGCACUUGAAGCGGCACAUAAAGGUUGGGGUGUGUCUUGCAUCAUUGGUGUUGCUGCGACAGGGAAAGAGAUAUCGACACGUCCGUUCCAAUUAGUUACUGGUCGUACAUGGAAAGGAUCAGCUUUCGGAGGAUGGAAAAGCGUUGACGAUAUCCCGAAAUUAGUUGAUGAGUACCAGAGAGGCAAAAUCAAAUUGGAUGAAUUCAUUACCGGGUAUUACGAUUUUGCGGAAAUCAACACAGCCUUCGAAGCGCUACAUUCGGGCGAUAGAAACAACUAGAAGCCGAGCGCCAAAAAUUCAACGAACCCAACAGAAGACGUCGCAAACGAUAUUACCUACAUGCCGCUAUACCGAAGCAGGCAUACAGCGCGAAAACGAAAAUCAAUUUCGAAUCAAUCUAACAACACAUUCCUGCUAGCCAGCAAAACUCGUUCGUUGUCAAGCAAAGAAAAAAAGAAAUAGUGUGUUUAGAAAAUUAAAUCAUCAAAUUCUGGAUUAACCCCUGUCAUUUCUAAUUACAUUUAAAAUAUGUUUAAAUGAAAUAUCUCUCCCAUAGAAGGGUCGAAGGUAAUGGCAACAAAAUUAGAAUUAGGAGGAAAGUAUAGCAAACUUGAAACUAUGUUUAGGCUCGGUAUUCCCAUAAGACCAGUUGGAUUGAUUAACAUUACAAACUACUAAAUAGUUA
Molecule: messenger RNA, 1556 nt
Organism: Loa loa (African eye worm)
Lineage: Eukaryota; Metazoa; Nematoda; Chromadorea; Rhabditida; Onchocercidae
Product: S-(hydroxymethyl)glutathione dehydrogenase/class III alcohol dehydrogenase, variant
Exons: 10
Coding region: 29-1150 (373 amino acids)
Biological process (GO): formaldehyde catabolic process
Cellular component (GO): cytosol
Molecular function (GO): S-(hydroxymethyl)glutathione dehydrogenase [NAD(P)+] activity; zinc ion binding
Source: RefSeq, a predicted model, not a curated record